AUGCAGCCCGUUGGUCUUCCUUUUUGUUUUAAUUAUUUUGCUUUUGAGGGGCCGCUGCCGUUCUGCUUGGCUGCAUGGGUACAGCACCGUAACUGCUUUAAUCAUUUCAAUUGUUUUGGUUUUGAUUGCUUUCGGUGGGCGGCCUUUCUUUCUCCCUUCCUCUUCCUGGAUUGGGCUGCACCGGAAGGGAGGGAGUGUGUGUGCUUGCUGGUCGGCCCACUUGCUGCUGCGCGUCCCCACUGCUCGGUGGGUGCCCCACGCUUUGGCUUCACUUCACGGGGUUUGUGUAUUUUUAUGUUUGUUGGAGCGUUCGGACGGAAUGGCCGGGUCGUGCAUUGUGGUUUGCAGCGUAUGGUGAGUGUGCUGUGCAUCAUCUUUUUCCUGUUGUAUUGCUUUGCGUAUGCGCAGGAGUCGCUAAGGGUGGGCCGGGAAAAGAUUGUUUUUUUUGAGGGACAACGCAAGAUGCCGGCCGCGUCUCCACCUUUUCACCGUCACUCACACGCCAUGGAGAAAACGGGGGUGCGUAGCCGUCUGUUGCUGUGUUGGGUUCGGGGCGCGUGGUAG
This is a messenger RNA of Trypanosoma rangeli, 564 nucleotides long. RefSeq lists its product as uncharacterized. Lineage: Eukaryota; Euglenozoa; Kinetoplastea; Trypanosomatida; Trypanosomatidae. Bases 1 to 564 code for a protein of 187 amino acids. The record is from RefSeq and is a predicted model, not a curated record. The transcript has a single exon.